Messenger RNA from Penicillium longicatenatum, 1935 nucleotides. Its product is annotated as oxidative DNA demethylase. The coding region runs from base 1 to 1935 and encodes 644 amino acids. The transcript is spliced from 2 exons. Gene Ontology annotation, cellular component: cytoplasm. The record is from RefSeq and is a predicted model, not a curated record. NCBI's taxonomy places the organism in Eukaryota, Fungi, Ascomycota, Eurotiomycetes, Eurotiales, Aspergillaceae. Gene Ontology annotation, biological process: regulation of translational termination; peptidyl-proline hydroxylation. Gene Ontology annotation, molecular function: peptidyl-proline dioxygenase activity; L-ascorbic acid binding; iron ion binding.
AUGAAGCGCAAGACAGAUGAGACAGGCUCUCAAGCCAAUGGACUUCCUGAGUCCAAGAAGCGCGCCCUAUCCACCGAGGAAGCUACAUCUCGCUUUCGUGAGGGUUUGUUCACUCCUUCGGAGCAGCAGAAGUACACCGAUGCAUACGCCAAGUCAAGUCCCUACUACCAUGGAGUCAUUCACGAAUUGAUCGAACCCUCGUUGUUGCGAUCCGUUCGCGAAGAGAUUCAAAAGCAGGUGGACUUCACCGAGAAAGAGACCGACAUCUAUAAGAUUUUCCAGUCAGGCGACCUGGCCAAUCUGGAUGGCCUCGACGAUUCCUCGCUGUCCAAACUGCCUUUCCUCCUGAAACUCCGUGAUGCAAUGUACUCGGCCCGAUUCCGGGAAUACUUGUCUGCCGUGACCGGCUCCGGCAAGCUCAGCGGGCGCAAGACCGACAUGGCCAUCAAUGUCUACACCGAGGGGUGCCACUUGUUGUGCCACGAUGAUGUUAUUGGUAGCCGACGUGUCAGCUACAUUCUCUACCUUACCGACCCCGACACCCCAUGGCAAGCACAGUGGGGUGGUGCCCUGCGUCUUUACCCGACCAAGACCGAGAAGGACGCCAAGGGAGAGGCCGUCACCAUUCCCAGCCCGGAUUUCAGUCUUUCUAUUCCUCCAGCCUUCAAUCAACUUAGCUUUUUCACCGUCCAGCCCGGUGAGAGCUUCCACGACGUCGAGGAGGUGUACCACCACGCCGAGGGAGAGGACAAAUCUAAGAAGCGCGUCCGUAUGGCCAUCAGUGGAUGGUUUCAUAUUCCCCAAGAGGGCGAGGAUGGAUACGAGGAAGGCCUCGAAGAGAAACUGGCAGAACGCAGCAGUCUAGCGCAGCUUCAAGGCAGAGGCGAUAUCUACGACCUGCCUCAAUCGCGACCGGUAUCCUGGGAGGAGCCCGAGGUGGAGGGCAAAGGCAAGGGCAAACUUGAAGAGCAGACCGAGGACACUGAGUUCAGUGAGACCGACCUGGAGUUCCUAGUGCAGUACCUCGCGCCGUCAUAUCUGACGCCCGACAUUGCCGAGGAGAUGUCCGACGCUUUCGCCAGCGAAUCAUCGCUCAGCCUUGAGCGCUUCCUCAACGAAAAAUUCGCUUCGCGUGUCAGUGCGUACAUCGAGGAUCAAGAGAGGCAAACUCUGCCGGCCUCGUCAGAAGAGAUCCAGAACCAGACCGAGUGGACUGUGGCUCGGCCGCCACACAAGCAUCGAUACCUGUACCAGCAACCAUCGGGAGAUGAUACAUCAAAUCCCAUCAAGGAAUUGCUGAAUGUCGUCUUCCCGUCGCAGGCUUUCCGGAAGUGGCUUGCUCUGAUUACUGGUGUCGACCACCUUAAGAGCCAUAAUUUCCUUGCCCGUCGCUUCCGUCGCGGCGCAGACUACACUUUGGCCAGUGGCUACACUGGCGAGGAGCCCCGCCUAGAGUUCACUCUCGGUCUGACUCCGACAAUUGGAUGGGAGAAGCAAGAAGACAAUGAAGAGGACUCCGAUGAAGACAACGAAAACGGAGAGGCACAGUCUUCAUCCAAGCCUAAAGAGAAGAUCGAGGCCGAGGCCGCCGAGCACCCUUCUGUGGGCGGUUAUGAGAUCUAUAUGGCGGGCGACGACGAUGAAGAAGAUGAUGAAGAUGAGGAAAACGCGGACCAAGUGCUCCGAAAGAAGACCAAGGCGGAUCCUGCUAUCUACCGAUCCGCCGGUGCAGAUGAGGACGAUGGUAUUCUCUUCAGCACUCAGGCCGGAUGGAACAGACUCAGCAUUGUGCUUCGUGACAGCGGCACCCUGAAGUUCGUCAAGUAUGUCAGUGCGUCCGCCAAGGGAGACCGGUGGGACAUCAGCGCAGAUAUCGGAGUGGAGUUUGAGGAUGAGGAUGAUGAAGAUGACGAUGAGAUGGAAGAUGACGAAUAG